GUCAAUAUCCCUCCAGCAGAAAACGCAACACAUGAGAAAUACUUACUUUCGCCAAAUGCUUGAGCCAAAUGGCUCCUUCGGUUCCCGCCGCCCCCCCUCCGACCGCGCGAGCACCCUGGCCGCAAUGGGGGGAGCCCCGGCGUGCUGCGUCUGCCUCGCCACUUCCGCGCUGGCGCAGGGGGUCUUCGGUCAACCUCGUGCUGUGCUUCGUCGUUGGGAUCGCGCUUGGCGUAGGGGUCGCGUUUUCCGACGAGGAGAGUGCCGCCCUACGGGGGCUGGUGAUGUCCACUGGCCUCGUCGUCAUCGUGACCGCUAUCGUCAUGUCCGCGUCCCGGUUGUGUGCGCCGUGCUGCUGCGAGGAGCUGGAGGAGGCUGGCCCGUGCUGCCCGCGCAACUGCUUCCUGCACUUUGACACGCCGCUGUACGUGUACGCGAUGGUUUCUCUGAUGACCGUAAGUUUUGACCAGGUCACUCCCAUGCUGCAGCACCUCAGGCUACUGAGGCUGAUUCUGCCUUGCCUGUACCUCGCCUCGGUCGUCUGUGCAAUCGUCAAGCUGUGCGUCAUGAAGCAGCUGUGCUGCCUAGGCCUUCUGCCGAAGGUCGAUUCGCCCACCACCCCAUUGCCCAGGGACGCCCCCGUCAUCCUCGGCCAGCCCGUCUCCGACGGGCCCCCCAAGGCCGCGACCUGAGCCCCCUGUGGCUGGCCUGCCGCCGCGGCGGCUCCGCGGCAACCAGCCUUUUUUGUUGCCGCCGCCGCCACCGGCCGCCGCCGCUGGCCCGAGAGUUCCGCCUCGGACGUCGGCGGGCACCGCCGCGGGCACCUGGCCCGUCGGGCCGCCGCCCGGCAGGCCAAGCGUCGGCGCUGCACCUUGUCCGCCGCGACACCCGCGAGGCGCUCUCGUGAUCUGCCCGCCGGCCCCCGCCCACCACCCCUCUACAGGGGCUGUUGACUCACACGUUUGCCAUGGCCAACCUGGGCGUAGGUGCUAUAGCCACCCUUGGCAGCGCUGCCCUGCCCAGCCAUAUCACUGUUCUGCACUCUUUCACCAGCCAAGACCGGUACAUAAUGCAUCCAGUCUGGUUCAGACAGUUCAGAUUGACUCGUCGCACGUUUGUUUCUGUCUCAAUCAUGAGGCGCAAUCCGAACAAGCGCUGGC
Prorocentrum cordatum is the source of this 1157-nucleotide messenger RNA. NCBI's taxonomy places the organism in Eukaryota, Dinophyceae, Prorocentrales, Prorocentraceae. The record is from the annotation of a GenBank genome assembly.